AUGGCGCUGAAAGGUAAAAUGCGGUGCGUCGGGCGCCGCUGGAGCAGUCGGGAGUGCUCCAGAAGCAUUAGUGAUAUGCCCAGGAGUCGUCAGAGAGGUUCAGGAGCGGACAAAACGCUUCCUGAGGCGUCGCGAGAGCUCCAGGAGCAUCCAGGAGAUAGAGGCAGUUUGUCUACCGAGCGCCCUGGGCGCCUCGAGCGUCCAGAGCGUCUGGCGGAGGUUGCGGGUUUGCUGAUGCAGGACAACCUUAAAAAGGACUUCAUUCAGGCCAGCUCUUUGCCCGUCGGUGCCCCUGUCCUAUUUGUGAAAAAGGCUCAUGGAACACUCCGUCUCUGUGUCGACUAUCUUGGCCUCAAUGAACUCACUCUCAAAAACCGCUACCCACUGCUACUCAUCCGGGAGACUCUCGACCGCCUCUCUAAAGCCAAGUGGUACAUCAAACUUGACCUUCACCAUGGGUAUAACCAGAUCCGUAUGGCUGAGGGUGAAGAAUGGAAAACACCAUUCCGUACGCGUUACGGGCAUUUCGAAUAUACAGUCAUGCCCUUCGGCCUUACCAAUACGCCAGCCACAUUCCAGCACUUUAUUAACGAUUGCGUCCGUGAUUACCUGGAUAUGUUCUGUACGGCCUACCUUGACGACAUUCUCAUCUAUAGUGACACCUUCAGGGAGCAUCAGGUACAUGUCGAAAAGGUCCUGGAAGCCCUACAAAGACAUGGAGUACUGCUGAAACCAGAGAAAUGUGAGUUUCAUACACAAAGCACCAACUACCUCGGCCUCAUCAUCGAACCUAACGGCAUUAAAAUGGAGCCAAGAAAAUUGGAGACAGUGAAGAAUUGGACCGUCCCCAAAACAGUUAAGGAUGUGCAAGCAUUUCUAGCCCAAACUGCCUUCAACGCCCUGAAAGAAGCCUUCACAACGGCUCCGAUUCUUACUCAUUUUGACCCGGAGAAAGAAAUUACUGUGGAAACCGAUGCAUCUGAUUAUGUCUCUGCCGGUGUACUCUCCCAAUACGAUGAUAAUGGUACCCUUCGACCCGUUGCAUACUUCUCAAAAAAACACUCCCUCACUGAAUGCAACUACGAGAUUUACCACGAGGAAUUACUGGCGAUUAUUCGAUCUUUUGAGGAAUGGAAUCUCGAAUACUUUAUGAGUACUAAACAACUCAACCGGAGACAAGCACGGUGGGCGGAAUAUCUGUCACGGUGUAAUUUUGUCAUUAAGUACCGACCAGGGAAACAAGGAGGGAAACCGGUCACGUUGACAAGAAGAUCAGGAGAUCUCCCUGGAGAGGGCAAUGAAAGGCAAUUACAUCAGAGUCAAGUCGUAUUGAAGAAAGAGAAUCUUGAAGCAAAGCUAAGUUUGUUGGCGGGUUCUUUUUCAAACGAACCCGCUGAAAAGAACGCCUCACUGAAUACACUAUUUGACGAAAGAUAUAACGCUGACCCGUCCCCACAAAAGAUACUGGAUAUGCGGAACAAAGGCGAGCGACAAUCAAAGGACAUAUCACUCGCUGAAUGUACCGAAUUUGAAGGUCGGUUACUCUACCGAGGCAGCAUAUAUGUACUGGACUACGACACUCUUAAACCUCGGAUCCUCCAACAUUACCACGGCGCUGCCUCCGCUGGAUACCCUGGACGUGAAAAAACAUUUGAACUCAUUAGUCGAGACUACAACUGGCCCCUUAUGCGAAAUUAUAUUGCGAGAUACGUCCGGAACUGCCAUACCUGCCAACAAAGCGAACCCAGUACCCAUGGAAAACUCAGUGUACUUCGACCUUUACUGAUUCCUGAACAACCAUGGCAAGAGAUAUCAAUGGACUUUGUUACUGGCCUACUGGAAAGCGAAGGAUACGAUGCAAUCAUGGUAGUUGUUGACAGGUUAACAAAAAUGCGACAUCUCCUACUCUGUAACACCACCGUCAACUCCGAAAACGUCGCCCAAUUAUAUUUGCGAAAUAUAUGGAAACUCCACGGGUUACCUAUGCAUGUCACCUCCGACCGCGGCACGCAAUUUACAGCUAAAUUCAGGAAGGCUCUCUCUAAAAACCUUGGCAUCGAAGCAAGAAUGUCCACCGCCUUCCAUCCGGAGACCGAUGGCCAAACUGAAAGACUGAACGCCGUAAUGGAACAAUACCUACGUGGAUACGUCUCUUAUCAAGAGGACGAUUGGGUAAAAUGGCUCCCCAUGGCAGAAUUCUCCACCAACAAUCAGGUCACCGCAUCCACUAGGGCCACACCAUUCUUCGCAAACUAUGGUUUCCAUCUCUGGUUCACAGUGACGAUUAAAUCUCUUGACAGAACUCCGCUCAGCCUUAAUGCUAUGGACCUCGCGUCGAAGAUUAAAGAGCUCCAUGAACACCUACGUUACAACAUCCAACAGGCCGUUAAUGACAAACGAAUGCCAGCUCCACGCUACAACCUCGGCAAUAUGGUGUUUGUUUCAGCAAAAAACAUCCGAACCACCCUUAACUCUCGAAGGUUAGACUGGCAGAAGCUGGGACCAUUCCCAGUCAAGGAAAUUAUAUCGCUGUAA
Molecule: messenger RNA, 2535 nt
Organism: Morchella sextelata
Lineage: Eukaryota; Fungi; Ascomycota; Pezizomycetes; Pezizales; Morchellaceae
Exons: 5
Coding region: 1-2535 (844 amino acids)
Biological process (GO): DNA integration
Molecular function (GO): nucleic acid binding
Source: RefSeq, a predicted model, not a curated record